Molecule: messenger RNA, 1979 nt
Organism: Drosophila takahashii
Lineage: Eukaryota; Metazoa; Arthropoda; Insecta; Diptera; Drosophilidae
Product: thiamine transporter 2
Biological process (GO): transmembrane transport; vitamin transport
Cellular component (GO): plasma membrane
Molecular function (GO): vitamin transmembrane transporter activity
Source: RefSeq, a predicted model, not a curated record
AUACCCGGAAAGGUUUCUUUUCCAUUUAUAAACAGGCUACCGCUGAUUAUUAACUUAUCAUUAUUAUAUUACACAAUCAUGAAUAAACAAAUCGAGUCUUUAAGACUCUCUGAGAAUUUAACUGCAAGAUCCAUUUAAGUGCCGGGGCACGUUAAUAGGCUAAUUAGCUGAUAAUUUGUAUGGCCAACUUGGAGUGGGAACUGCAUGGGUAGAGAGCAAGUCAAUCAAGAUCGUGACCAUGCUCUAUGUAAGCGGAAACUUCCCGGACUUCCCAGCACCUCGUCGCUCCGCUAACUGCUCAAAAUCGGAGAGCACUUGGAUCGUAAAUCGCGAAUGGGCCUGCGCUGAUUACAAGCGUCGAAGGUAAAUCUCUAUACUCGGGACUAGCCUGCUCACCCCUUCGGAAGAAUGUGCAAUUAUUAUAAUAGCUGGUCGAAGCUCCAAGCUGCCAGACAUUCGUAUAGCCGGUGCGAUCGUUGGUUCGCGUAAGUAUCGCGAUUAGAUUUAAGCCGACAGCCGUGAAGGGAUGGAGUCUUGGCUGAAGAUAUCGUUUAUGCUCUGCAUGUUCGGGUUCCUGCGGGAACUGAAACCCUCGGAGCCCUACCACACUGAGAUCCUGAUGGGCGAGUGGUACCACGUCACCCAGGACGAGCUGAACCGAUCGGUAUUUCCCGUGGGAACGUACUCCUUCCUGGCACUCCUAAUCUUCGUCUUCCUUAUAACGGACUUGCUUAGAUACAAGCCCGUGAUUAUCGCGAAUGCAAUUACGGGAAUUAUCGUUUGGGGAUCUCUGAUCUGGACAACUUCGCUGAGCGGCCUGAUGACGAUAGAGGCUUUCUAUGGGUUCUACCAGGCCGCCGAGGUGGCCUACUACACGUACAUCUACGCCAAAGUGGACAAACAGUAUUAUCCCCGGGUGACCUCGCAUGCCCGGGCAGGCAUGUUUAUCGGCAAACUGGUGGCCGGAAUUUUAGCCCAACUGGUGAUCGGAAUGCAGUGGAUGAGCUACAAGCAACUGCUUUACAUCUCCGCCAGCACUCAAGUUGCGGCGCUGCUUUGGGCCUGCGGCUUGCCGAAGGUGGAAAAAAGUUUGUACUUCCACAAUCGAACCGAAGCCAUACAAGAGGCUAGCCAGUCGGAUGGUGGAGGCCUAGAGAAGGGAUCGGAGGAAACGGAUCCCAAGGAGACGGAACCGAAGACAAUGCCCAAUCCAAGUAAGAAGAUCUCAGCCGGGAAACUCCUCUGGUCGCAUUUCCGUAGUGCCUAUACCAAUCCCAUUGUGCAGCAAUGGAGCUUAUGGAAUGCCCUAAGCCUGGCAGGUUUCCUGCAAAUCUCCACCUAUAUCCAGGUGGUCUGGAAGUCCUUCGAAAAUGAACCAACCAUUAUUUGGAACGGAGCUGUGGACGUUGCCUUCACUCUUCUGAGUGCCAUCUGCGCCCUACUCGCCGGAUACUUCCAUGCUGGCCGUUUGAGCACCAGGAGCAGCCUGCUCUCGAUGGCUCUACUUUCGAUCCUUGAGGGUGGUUGCAUGCUCCUUUGUUGCUGGACCGGUAGUAUAUACCUGUCAUACCUUGGUUAUGCGGUUUACGGAGGAUUAUUCGCCUUUACCAUAACGGUGGCUACUUCUGAAUUGGCCAGCAGCUUGUUGGAGGAUAGCUUCGCCUUGGUUUUCGGCUUCAACUCGUUUAUUGCUCUCAUCCUGCAAUGCAUCCUGACCCUUGUCGUUGUCUCGGAAAAGGCAAAUCUAAAUCUGGAUGCUUUUCAGCAGUUUACUGUCUACGCCAUCUGUUUUAUAGUAAUUGGAGUAGUCUACGCCAUGGCUGUUUUAAUACACUAUUUAUGGUCAUGCUCGAAGAGUUCUAAAACACUCAAAAUCCAAACUAUUGAAAAUCAAGCUACUUAAGUAUUGAAAUAUUUUGUUCUUGUUAAAGUUUUUGGUUAAAAUAUAAUUUAUAAAUAAAAUAUUAUUUUCCCAUUAA